Salarias fasciatus (jewelled blenny) is the source of this 15997-nucleotide messenger RNA. RefSeq names its product FAT atypical cadherin 4 (gene fat4). The transcript has 17 exons. Gene Ontology annotation, molecular function: calcium ion binding. The record is from RefSeq and is a predicted model, not a curated record. NCBI's taxonomy places the organism in Eukaryota, Metazoa, Chordata, Actinopteri, Blenniiformes, Blenniidae. The coding region runs from base 7 to 14952 and encodes 4981 amino acids. Gene Ontology annotation, biological process: homophilic cell-cell adhesion. Gene Ontology annotation, cellular component: plasma membrane.
GUGACCAUGGCGCGCGCAGGUAGGAGCUCCGCUCGCGUUCCGCUCGUCUUGCUGCUCUUGUGGACUCUGUCGCACAACUCAGCAUCCAGCCAAGUCCGCCAAGAGUUCCAGGUCCUGGAGGAGCAGCCGGUCGGCACGUACGUGGGCACGAUAGAGACCAAACCCAGCUUCACGUACCGCUUCAGCGAAAACCACAAACUUUUCUCAAUUAACGGCACCACGGGGGUGAUCUCCACGUCCUCCGUGAUCGACCGGGAGCUGCUGCAGAGCGACGUGAUUAACGUGGUGGUGCUGUCCAGCCAGCCCACCUACCCCACCGAGGUCAGGAUCGUGGUUCUGGACCUGAACGACAACUCCCCGGUGUUCCCCGACGCCUCCAUCGUGGUGUCCUUUAAGGAGGACGCCAGCAGCGGCCGGCAGGUCAUCCUGGACACGGCCACGGACUCGGACAUUGGAAGUAACGGCGUGGACCACACCACCUACAGGAUAGUCAAAGGCAACGAGCAGAGGAAGUUCCGGCUGGACAUCACAGUCAACCCCAGCGGGGAGGGGGCCUUCCUACACCUGGUUUCCACUGGAGGCUUGGACCGGGAGGUGACCCCGUCCUACCAGCUCCUCAUCGAGGUGGAGGACAAAGGAGACCCCAAGAAGUUUGGAUACCUGCAAGUGAACGUCACCAUCCAGGACAUAAAUGACAACCCCCCAGUGUUCGAGCAGGACCAGUAUGUGACCAGUGUUUAUGAGGAUGCAGCAGUGGGUUCCAGCGUCCUGCAGAUCACAGCCUCAGAUCAGGACGAGGGAGUCAACGCCGAGAUCAGGUACUACUUAGACGAGGGGACGCCUUUCCAGAUCGACCCGAAAGCAGGCACUAUUAUUAUAAAGGAAGGUUUAGACUUUGAGAGUAAGAAAGAAUACUCCCUGACCAUCCAUGCAGUGGACAACGGGGUGCCGGCUCUGUCCGGCAGAACAGAGGCCACCAUUAAACUGGUAGAUGUGAACGAUAACGACCCGGUGGUGAAGUUCAGAUAUUUUCCCACCACUUCGAAGUUCGCCUCUGUUGAUGAAAACGCUCAGAUUGGCACGGUUGUGGCUUUGCUGACAGUUUCAGACUCGGACUCCCCCACAGCUAAUGGCAACAUCUCUGUUUCCAUCUUGGGGGGGAAUGAGCAGAGGCACUUUGAAGUGCACACGUCUCCUGUGCCCAAUUUAAGUCUGAUCAAAGUGGCCAGCGUGCUGGACCGAGAGAGGAUCUCCUCCUACAACCUGACCGUGUCCGUGUCAGACAACGGCAAGCCCACGGCCCGGUCCUCCUUUGCAAGCCUGGUUAUUUUUGUGAAUGAUAUCAACGAUCACCCGCCCAUAUUCCAGGAAAGCCUGUACCGAGUGGAUAUCAGUGAAGACAUACCCAAAGGCAGCUACAUUAAAGGGGUUUCUGCCACAGAUGGCGACUCCGGGCAGAACGCCAAUCUGCGCUACGCUCUGGUGUCUGGAAACGCUUUGGGCUGGUUCACCAUCAGCGAGAACAGCGGUCUGGUUACCAGCGCCGCUUUGCUGGAUCGAGAAAUAGCGUCUGAAAUUGUGCUGAACAUCAGUGCCAAAGACCAGGGGCUGCAGCCCAAGAUCUCUUACACUAAACUGGUCAUUAACAUCACGGAUGUGAACGACCAGGUGCCUACGUUCACCCAGAGCACUUACCACGUGUCCCUGGCGGAGCACGCUCCCGCCGGCACCGAGCUGCUGCUGCUGUCGGCCUCGGACGACGACCUGGGCGCCAACGGGACGGUCCGCUUCUCGUUUGAAGCGGAGACGCCGGCCGGCGUCCGGGAGCUGUUCCGCCUGGACGGCGCGUCGGGCCGGCUGAGCACGGCGGUGGAGCUGGACCGGGAGGACCAGGCGUCCUACCUACUCCACAUCCAGGCGGCAGACGCCGGCAGCCCCCCCCUGCAUUCUGUGGGCAGAGUCAACAUCACCGUGUCGGAUAUCAACGACAACAGGCCGCUGUUCUACCCUCUGCAGUAUUUUGCUAAUGUGAAAGAGAACGAGCCGGCGGGUUCUUACGUGACCACCGUUUCAGCCACAGACCCCGAUUUAGGCCGAAACGGCACCGUGAAGUACAUCAUUACAGCCGGAGACGCGUCUGUAUUCCGCAUCAACAGCAACACGGGGAAGAUUAGCACGAUGGUCCCUCUGGAUAGAGAGGAGAAAACCACGUAUCAGCUGCAGGUGACGGCGGCGGACGGCGGCGGCCUGCGCUCGCACACUCAGGCCAUAGUGACGGUGACUGUGAUCGACACGCAGGACAACCCGCCCGUCUUCAGCCAGCAGGCCUACAGCUUCGUCAUGUUUGAAAACGUGGGCCUGGGCAGCGUGGUGGGGACGGUGUCGGCCACCACGGUGGAUCUGAACACCAACAUUUCGUAUUUAAUCACCUCGGGUGACCAGAGGGGCGUCUUCUCCGUGAACGGCGCCGGUCAGAUCACGGCCUCCAGCCCCAUCGACAGGGAGGAGCAGGCCUUCUACCAGCUGAAGGUUGUAGCCAGGGCUGGAGAGAUCACAGGAGAGGCUUUUGUUAACAUAACAGUGAAAGACUUAAACGAUAACGCUCCUCAUUUCAUUCACUCCGUGGAGCACGUGAGCGCCGUGGAAAACUGGAGCACAGGUCACGCAAUAUUCCAGGCCAAAGCCUCGGAUCCCGACGAAGGCACGAACGGCAUGGUGGUCUACCGCCUCACGCAGAACCCCAGGGGCCUGUUCCACAUUCACGAGAAGCACGGCCUCAUCACGCUGACCGGGCCGCUGGAGGUCACCACCAGCUCCUACCAGGUGGAGGUGAGCGCGUCCGACAUGGGCGUCCCGCAGCACACGUCCAGCCUCGUCCUCGUCGUCAGCGUCUACGACGUCAACGACAACUCGCCCGUGUUCGACCAGCUCUCGUACGAAGUCAUCAUUCUGGAGUCGGAGCCCGUCAACAGCCGCUUUUUUAAAGUGGAGGCCACGGACCGGGACUCGGGCCUGAACGGCGAGAUCAUGUACGACAUAGCCGGGGGCAACACGGGUGACGUGUUUGGCAUUUUUCCAGACGGGCAGCUGUACAUCAAGUCAGAGCUGGACAGAGAGAUCCAGGACAGAUAUAACUUGGUGAUCGCAGCCAGAGACAGGGCCGUGGAGCCGCUCAGCGCUUCGGUCAACGUCACUGUGGUGUUAGACGACGUGAACGACAACCGGCCCCUCUUCAACAGCACCAAUUAUGUGUUUCAUUUUGAGGAAGAGCAGAAAAGGGGGUCUCUGGUGGGGCAGGUUUUUGCUGAGGAUAAGGACUUCGGGCCUAACAGUGAGGUCCGGUAUACUUUUGAGGCCCCGCAGUCCAACUUUGAGCUGAACGCCAUCACGGGGGAGCUGACCAGCACCCUGCGGCUGGACCGCGAGUCGCUCAUGAGACAGAGGGGCGCCGCCGUCUUCAGCUUUGUGGUGGUCUCGUCAGACCAGGGUCUCCCAAAACCCCUGAGAGACCAGGCUAAAGUGCAAGUUUACAUACAAGACAUCAAUGACAACCCGCCUAAGUUCACCAAAGACAUUUACCAGGCCUCCAUCUCAGAGUCUGCUCUCAACAUGACUCAGCUGCUGCGGGUCUCGGCCUCAGAUGUGGAUGAAAACAAAAACGGACUGGUGCGCUAUCACAUCGCGGAGGGGAACGAGGAAGGUCAGUUCUCCAUAGACAGCAGCUCGGGACAGGUGACUUUAGUGGGAAAGCUUGACUAUGAAUCCACGUCCUCGUAUUCACUGAAGAUCCUGGCCGUGGACGCCGGCGCCGUGGCCCUGUCCUCCUCAUGCAUGCUCAGCAUCAGCAUCCUGGACGAAAAUGACAACUCCCCCUCCUUCCCCAAGUCCUCGCUGUCUGUGGACGUCCUGGAGAACAUGAGAAUCGGGGAACUGGUUGCCUCUGUGACCGCCAGCGACGCCGAUUCAGGCCAGAACGCAGACAUAGUGUACAGCAUCACAGCCACCAACAACCACGGCACGUUCAGCAUCAGCCCCAACACCGGCAGCAUCUUCCUGGUCAGAAAACUGGACUAUGAAACUCAGUCUAUGUACAAACUCAACGUCACUGCAAAGGACAACGGGAGGCCGUCGCGCUCCUCGUCCGUCCCCGUGGUUAUCCAUGUCCGGGACUUUAACGACAACCCCCCCAUAUUUACACCGGGAGACAUUUUCAAGUCCAUCCCUGAAAACCUGCCCGUGUCCACCUCGGUCCUGACCGUCACGGCUCACGACACCGACGCGGAUAUCAACGGUGAGCUGGAGUACUCCAUCGUCCAGCAGAUCCCCCGGGGGGGCCACUUCAGCAUCGACCCCGGCUCUGGCCUCAUCUACACCAACAGGGAGAUUGACAGGGAGUUCUCCAACCUGUUUGAGCUGACGGUUAAAGCCACCGACCAGGCGGUGCCCGCCGAGUUCCGACGCUUCGCCCUGAAAAAUGUCACCAUCUGGGUCACGGACCAGAACGACAACGUCCCAACCUUUGUUUCCCAGAAUGCCCUUGUAGCUGAACCUAACAUAGUCAUCGGCUCCAUCCUGACUACGGUGGUGGCCUUUGACCCCGACGACGGCGCCAACGGGGAGGUGGAGUAUGAGCUGGUGGAAGGGGACUCGGACACGUUCAUCAUGGACCGGUACAGCGGAGACAUCCGCCUGGCGUCCCAGCUGGUCCCGUCCCGACUCACCUACACUCUCCGUGUGUCGGCCACCGACCACGGCACCGAGCGCAAGACAUCCAGGACGGAGCUGACCAUCAUCCUGCAGGGCGUGGACGGGCCCGUUUUCUCCCAGCCCAAAUACAUCACCAUCGUGAAGGAGGGCCAGCCGCCGGGCACCAACGUCAUCCUCCUGGACGCCUCCAGCCCCAGGGGCUCGGCCUCCAGAGUGGAGUACUUCAUCGUGGCCGUGCGCAGCGGCGGCAAGUCCGUGGGGAGACUCUUCACCAUUGGCCGCCACACGGGAAUGAUACAGACGGCGGCGGAGCUGGACCGGGAGCAGGGCUCCGACCUCUACCUGCUGGAUGUAUACGCCAUCGAGACGGACGCCAGCCAGCCCCGGACGCAGCGGGCAGAGGUGGAGAUCACGCUGCAUGACGUCAACGACAACCCGCCCGUCUUCCCCAGCGACAUCCUGGACGUGACCAUCGAGGAGAACAUCGGAGACGGCUUUAAGAUCAUGCAGCUGACGGCCACCGACGCCGACCAGGGUCCGAACGCUCUCGUCACCUACACCAUCAUCAGCGGGGCGGACGACAGCUUCCGGAUCGACCCCGAGUCUGGUGAUCUGAUCGCCACCAAGAAGCUGGACCGCGAGCGGCGCUCCAAGUAUUCCCUCCUGGUGCGAGCAGACGACGGGAAGCAGUCGUCCGACAUGAGGCUCAACAUCACCGUGAAGGACGUCAACGACCACAUGCCCAAGUUCUCCAGGGCAACGUACUCCUUCGAUAUUCCGGAAGACAUGGCACCAGGUUCCAUUGUUGCCGCCAUCCUGGCCAGCGACUCGGACUCGGGGCUGAACGGAGAGGUCACCUACUCGCUGGAGGAGGACGACGAGGACGAGACGUUCCUCCUGAACCCGGUGACCGGCGUCUUCAACGUCACGCGUCCGUUGGACUACGAGACUCAGCCGUAUUACAUCCUGACGGCGAAGGCCCGGGACGGCGGCGGGCAGGCCAGCGUGGUCAGAGUUUACUUCAACAUCCUGGACGUAAACGACAACCCGCCCGUCUUCAACACCUCCACGUACAGCACCUCGGUGUCGGAGAGUCUGCCGCCGGGCUCCAGCAUCGUCACGGUGACGGCCAGUGACGCCGAUGACGGGCCCAAUGCCAGCCUUCUCUAUAAAAUUGCUUCAGGCGAUCCUCAGAGCCAUUUCGCCAUCACCAAGUCGGGAGUUCUCCAGACCCGGAAGGCCCUGGACCGUGAAACUCAGUCUUUUUACAACCUGGUGAUCACAGUCAACGACCUGGCUCCGCCCCCCAUGAGCCGCUUCACCAGCACCGCCCAGGUGUCCAUCAUUCUUCUGGACGUCAACGACUGCUCGCCGACCUUCACCUCCCAGAAGAUGACCUACAUCCAGGAGAACACGCCGGUGGACACGGUGGUGUUCACCGCCCACGCCACCGACGCCGACAGCGGGCCCAACAGCUACGUGGAGUACUCCCUGAGAGGAGCGUCGGGGAGCAAGUUCAGCGUGGGAACCAUCGACGGCGACGUCCGGCUGGUCGGGGAGCUGGACCGAGAGGAGCUGUCCAACUACACCCUCACCGUGGUCGCCACGGACAAAGGCCAGCCGCCUCUGUCUUCAACCAUGGACGUGACCAUGAUCGUUCUGGACGUCAACGACAACACGCCCAGCUUCUCCCAGAACAUCUACGACAUCGAGAUCGAGGAGAACACCCUGACGGGGACCGACGUCAUCCAGGUUUUCGCCAGCGACGCCGAUGACGGCACCAACGGGCAGAUCAGAUUCUCCAUCACUGGGGGGAACGUCAACUCUGACUUCAGGAUGGAUUCGGUGACGGGGGUGAUUUCGGUGGCCAAGCAGCUGGACCGUGAGACCCGGGCCACCUACUCGCUGUCGGUCCAGGCCGCGGACCGCGGCAGCAGCCCCAGAGUGGACCGGGCCACAGUCAACGUGGUUUUGCUGGACGUCAACGACUGCUCGCCGCUGUUCGAGCUUUCUCCCUACACUGUCAACGUUCAGGAGAACCUGGAGAACCUCCCAAAGAGCAUUCUUCAGGUCGUGGCCAGAGACGACGACCAGGGCGCCAACGGCCAGCUGAGCUACAUGCUGAGCGGCGGCAACGAGGAGGGCGCCUUCACGCUGUCGUCCAGCGGCCAGCUGAGCCUGACGCAGACGCUGGACCGGGAGGUGCGGGGGAAGUACGAGCUGCUGGUCACGGCCACGGACUCAGGGUCUCCGUCGCUGAGCGGAACCGGCACGGUCAUGGUCCUGGUGGACGACGUCAACGACAACGUCCCCGUCUUCACCUCCUCCACCUUCCACACCUCCAUCAAGGAGGACGCGCCCACGGGGACGGACGUGCUGCUGGUCAACAGCUCCGACGCAGACGUGGGCAUCAACGGCGUCAUUAGCUACAGCCUGAGCGGAGGACACGGCCAGUUCUCCAUCAACCCGGCAACAGGACAGAUUAUCACCAGCUCCCUGCUGGACCGAGAAGACAGGGCCAAUUACCAGCUGCUGGUCGUGGCGACAGAUGGCGGCCGGCCCGAGGGCCUGUCCAGCUCGGCCACAGUGUCGGUGACAGUGGCCGACAUCAACGAUAACCCUCCACGCUUCCACCACCACCCUUAUGUCACCCACAUCCCCGCCUCCACCGCCGCAGGCUCCUUGGUAUUUGCUGUGACCGUCACCGACGAGGACUCCGGAUCCAACUCCCAGCUGCACUACUCCCUCCUGGGGCGCAACUCUGAGAAAUUCAAGAUCGACCCGGUCCGCGGCGCCAUCACAGCCAAUGAAAAACUGACCGGCAGCUCGGAAGUUACUCUGACGGUCCGGGUAAAAGACGGCGGAGCGAAUCCCAAAACAGACAUGACCACCGUGACGGUCCGCUUCGUCACCGGAGGGAACUUUCCCGUCAUCAAGCUGAAGGAGCGCUCGUUCACGUUCCCGGAGAGCCAGCCCAACAACCAUAUCGUGACGACCGUGACGGGCUCCUCCAUGAGAGGCGGGCCGCUGUCCUACUACAUCGCCAGCGGGAACCUGGAUAACGCCUUUCACAUCGACCAACUGUCAGGAGAGCUGUCGAUCAGACACCCGCUGGAUUACGAGCACAUCCAGAAGUACGUUCUGUGGAUUGAAGCCAGAGAUCAGGGCUUCCCACCGUAUUCCUCCUAUGAGAAGGUGGAAAUAACAGUGUUGGAUGUGAACGACAAUCACCCCGUGUUCGAAAAGGAUCCCUUCCACGCCGAAGUCCUGGAAAAUCUGUCCCCCCAGCGCGUGCUGGUGGUCUCCGCUGUGGACCUGGACAGCGGGUCCAACGGGCAGCUGGAGUACGCCAUCAUGGAGGGCAACAGAGAAAACAGCUUCAGCAUUAAUCGAGCCACCGGUGAAAUCCGCACCACGAGGCCGCUGGACAGGGAGAAAGUAGCCGUGUACACGUUGAAAGUCAGAGCCACCGAUCGCGGUUUGCCGCCCAAAAACACAGCCGUCAAAGUGCUGAUCAACGUGCUGGACGUGAAUGACAACGCCCCCAGGUUCUCAAAGAUCUUCAGUGCCACGGUGGCUGAGAACGCGCCUGUGGGCUUCACUGUCACCAGAGUCACCACCACAGACGAGGACGCCGGUUCAAAUGCCAUCAGCCGAUACUCCAUCACAGACACCAGCCUUCCCUUCAACAUCAACACAAACACGGGAGACAUCACCAUCAGCAGGCCACUCAACCGAGAAGACACGGACCACUACAUCGUGAAGGUGUCCGCUCACGACUCGGGCUGGACAGUGAGCACAGACGUCACCAUUUUUAUCACUGAUGUCAACGACAAUGCUCCCAGAUUCAGCCGACCGUCGUACUAUCUGGACUAUCCCGAGCUCACAGAGGUGGGCUCUCUGGUCACGCAGGUGUCUGCCGCCGAUCCUGACCAAGGUUUCAAUGGAAAAAUCUUUUAUUUCAUCCGAUCUCAGUCAGAGUAUUUCCGGAUUAACGCCAGCUCUGGGGAGAUCUUUGUCAAGCAGCAGUUGAAAUAUCAGAACUCGACAGGUGCCAGUAGUAUAAAUAUAAAUCGCCACAGCUUCAUUGUCACUGCCUCAGAUCGAGGAGUCAAGCCUCUGAUGAGUGAGACCACGGUCAUCGUAAACAUCGUUGACAGUAACGAUAAUCCUCCCGAGUUUGAUUCGCCUAACUACUUUACCCCGGUCACUAAGAGCGUGAAAGUUGGCACUCGGCUCAUCAGAGCUGUAGCUCACGACAAGAAAGACUUUGGCCUUAAUUCCGAGGUUGAGUACCUCAUAACAGGAGGGAACAGCUCCACUAAAUUCAAACUGGAUAAAACAAGUGGAUGGAUUACUGUGGCCUCCUCGCUCACAUCUGACAUGAAUAAAAUUUUCCUCAUUGAAGUUAGUGCGACUGACCGAGGAAAUCCUCCUCUGUCGUCGCGGACGUCAGUGAGGAUCGCCGUCACGGAGGAAAAUCACCACACACCUGAGUUCUCACAAAGCCAAAUCUCAGCCACCAUCCCUGAAAGCCUUGCAGUGGGGACAGCAAUAAGGACUCUGUCUGCCAGAGACAAAGAUAAAGAGAUGAAUGGCCUUAUCACGUACAGUUUGACUUCUGGCAAUGACAACAACCUGUUUGUACUGAACAGUAAGACUGGAGUGUUAUCCCUGGCUCUCCCUCUGGACUUUGAAGAAAAACAACAGCAUGAGCUGCGAGUCUCCGCCACAGAUGGCGGCUGGAUUGCAAAGACAAGCUACGUCUCCAUCACCAUCCACGUGACUGAUGUCAAUGACAACUCUCCCACGUUUGACCCUGAUGAGUACUUCCCCGAGGUGCAGGAAAACGUUCCCAGCGGCACCACUGUGGUAAAACUGAACGCUACAGACCGUGACUCGGGAGCCAAUGCAGUGAUGGCGUAUGUGAUCCAGUCGUCAGACAGUGACCUCUUUGUUAUUGACCCCAACACCGGCACUAUCACCACUCAGGGUUUCUUAGAUUAUGAAGCCAAACAGGUCUACCAUUUAACAGUAAAGGCCUUCAAUGUCCCAGAUGAGGAGCGCUGCAGCUUUGCCAAUGUCAACAUUCAGCUGAAGGGAGCCAAUGAAUACGUGCCCCGCUUCGUCUCCAAACAGUACUACUUUGAAGUCUCUGAAGCUGCUCCAAAAGGAACAGUGGUUGGAGAAGUGUUCGCCAGCGAUCGGGACCAAGGAGAUGACGGAGUAGUUUACUACCUCAUAUUUGGUAGAAGCAGAAAGAAAGGAUUUGGCAUCAACAAGAAAACAGGCCAAAUUUAUGUCACAGGUACUUUAGACAGAGAGAAAGAGGAAAAGAUUUCACUCAAAGUAUUAGCCAAGAAUGCAGGGAGCAUCCGCGGUGCAGACAUUGAUGAGGUGUUUGUAAAUAUCACAAUUCUGGAUGCAAAUGACCCACCUGUUUUCAGCCAGGAGCUGUAUGAUGUGCAGGUCAGUGAAGGCCUCUCACCUGGUGGUCUGGUGACCUUUGUGAGUGCCGAGGACUCAGACUCUGUCCCAAGCUGGAGCAGAUUUUCUUACUCCAUUGCUCCUGAAUUUGACCAAAACAUUUUUACUAUCAACCCCAAAAGUGGCCAAGUGUCUGUAGCUGCUGAGCUAGACCGAGAAAAGACUCCUGUGUAUAAUUUGACUGUCCUCGCUGUGGACACCGGUACGCCUCCUGCCACUGGUAGUGCCAUCGUGAUUGUGAAUCUGGAAGAUAUCAAUGAUAACGGCCCGACGCUGACGACCACCUAUGCCGAGGUGAUGGAGAACCAGAGGGCUGGAACGGCAGUUACGACGCUCGCGGCAGCCGACUCAGACCUGCCGCCCAAUCAGGGUCCUUUCCGAUACAGUCUUCUCAGCUCUGGCUCUGGCUCUGCCAACACCUACUUCAGCCUCAGCUCAGCCGGAGUGCUGACCACCAGCAGGGAAAUCGACAGAGAACAGAUCAGUGAUUUCUACCUCUCGGUUGUGAUCAAAGACUCUGGCGUGCCUCAGAUGUCCUCCACGGGAACGGUUCAUGUGAAAGUCAAUGACCAGAAUGAUAACCCAUCAGAGCCGCGAUCCAUGGAAAUCUUUGUCCAUUAUUUUGGAAACGUAUUUCCUGGAGGGUCGCUGGGAGACGUCAGGCCUCAAGACCCGGACAUUCAGGAUAGGUUCCACUGCUCCCUCAUUCCCCCGUCCUCCGCUCUGUUUAGCAUUCCAACUGGAACGUGCAACCUCAACUCUAAAGCUCGUUCAACGGACGGAACAUUUGAGAUCACCAUCCGCAGCAGCGAUGGCGUCCACGGUUCAGUCAGCAAUACAGCCAGAGUCCUUUUUAUGGGCUUCACAAAUGCCACAGUCGACAACAGUAUACUCAUCCGGCUCCACGCUGAAGGAGUCAAAAGCUUUCUCACCAACCACUACCUCAGCUUCCUACGCAUUGCCAACUCUCAGCUAGCAGGACUCGGCACUGGAGUGCUGCUUUAUGGAGCGUUUGAGCUCAACAAUCAAACUUUCCUCAUGGCAGCUGUGAAACGGGGCCACGGACAAUAUGUCAACCCCAGCGGCGUGGCCACAUUCUUCCAGAGUAUCAAAGACAUUUUAUAUAGGCAAAGCGGGGUGCAAAUAGAUGCGGUGGACCAUGAUCCGUGCACACGCAACCCGUGCCAGAAUGGAGGCAGCUGCAAGAGGCGUCUCAGUGUCGGGCCUGAUAUGAAGACAGAGGAAAGCGUCCCAGUGAUCCUUGUUUCCAACCACCCCCUGCAGCCCUACGCCUGCAGCUGCAGGCCGGGAUACACAGGAGCUCUGUGCGAGACGGACAUCGACGAGUGCCAGCCGUCGCCCUGCCACAACGGCGGCACCUGCCAUAAUCUGGUGGGGGGGUUCUCCUGCACCUGUCCCGAAGGGUUCACCGGGAUGGCCUGUGAGAGGGACGUCAACGAAUGCCACUCCAAUCCCUGCCAGAAUGGGGCGCUCUGCCAGAACUUUCCCGGGGGCUUCAACUGUCUCUGCAAAUCUGGCUUUGCAGGCAAAACGUGUGAUUCCAUCAUCAAUCACUGUGAGUGUAACCCGUGCUUUAACGGCGGGUCGUGUCACAGUCGCGUGGAUGGAUAUAACUGUCAUUGUCCCUUUGGGGUUUUCGGAAAACACUGCGAGUUGAACAGCUACGGCUUCGAGGAGCUGUCCUACAUGGAGUUCCCUUCUCUGGAUCCCAACAACAACUACAUCUACAUCAAGUUUGCCACCCUGCAGAGCGACGCGCUGCUCAUGUACAACCACGACAACCAGACCGGGGACAAGGCCGAGUUCCUGGCCCUGGAGAUCUCCCAGGGACAGAUGCGCUUCUCCUUCAACUUGGGAAGCGGGACGUAUAAACUGAUGACGACCAUCAAGGUUUCAGACGGACAGUUUCACACCGUCAUCGCCAGGAGAGCCGGAAUGGCUGCUUCUCUGACCGUCGACCUGUGUGGAGAUGACCAGGAACCAGGGUACUGUGCAGUGAGCAACGUGGCGGUUCACACCGACUGGAUCCUGGACGUGCAGCCUAACCGUCUGUCGGUCGGAGGCGUCCGCUCCGUGGAGCCGGUCCUCCGUCGGCUCGGCCAGGUCUCGUCUCACGACUUCGUCGGCUGCAUCAUGGAGUUCGCCGUCAACGGCCGACCUCUGGAGCCCAGCCAGGCCCUGAAGGCCCACGGCAUCCUGGACAGAUGUCCGAGACUGGAAGGAGCCUGCAGCGCCAGCCCCUGCAGACACGGGGGAACCUGUUUGGACCGCUGGUCCUGGCAGCAGUGCCAGUGUGUGGACGGCUUCACUGGGAAAUACUGUGAGAAAUACAUGACCGCAGACACCGCUCUGUCUCUGGACGGCACCGGCCGCCUGGACUACGCCAUGAAGCAGGGCCCCAAACGGGACGCGCUGCUCCAGAGGGCGCUGCAGGGCCCCGCCUCCGACCCCGCCCCCGACCCCGCCACCCACAGGCUGGAGCUGAAGUUCAGGACGCGCAGCAAGAGCGGCACUCUGCUGCAUGUGCAGGAGAGCAGCAACUACACCACGGUGAAGCUGAAGAACGGGAACAUCCACUACAUCUCGGACGCCGGUGUGGGCGGGAAGGUGGAGCGGACGGUGGGAGACGCUCCGGUCUCCGACGGCCAGUGGCACACGCUGCAGCUGCUGAGGAACGGCUCGGCCACCGUGCUGCAGGUGGACCACAGCCACACCAGAGUCAUCCAGCACGCCACGCAGGACUUCGGCGGUCUGGGAGUCUUAACCUUCUCCCUCGGCGGGAUCCCACCUGGACCUGCUCAGCAGAAGACCGGAGCAGGCUACGACGGCUGCCUGGCUUAUGUGAAGUACAACGGAGAGAACCUGCCUUUCACCGGAGAACACAGUCUGGUCACGCUGUCGAAGACCAGCUCGUCUGUCAGGAUCGGCUGCAGAGGUCCCAACCUGUGCGAGAGCAGUCCGUGCUGGGAUGGACUGAUGUGCAUCAACCAGUGGUACACGUACCAGUGUGUCCCGCCCGGCGACUGUGCCUCCAACCCCUGUCAGAACCAGGGCAGCUGCGUGCCGGACGUUCACUCCGGCUUCACUUGUGUCUGCUCUGAGUUCUACACAGGCAAGGCCUGUGAAACCUUGGUGGCUUGUCUGGGCGUCCAGUGCCCUCAGGGAACCGUCUGCAACUCGGCCAAUAACGGUGGAUUCGUCUGUAGCCCCAGUCCGACCGCAGCGACGAUGGUCCUGCCCAUCUGGGCCGUGCCAGCUAUCGUUGGGAGCUGUGCCACAGUCCUCGCUCUGGUGGUGCUCAGCCUGAUCUUGUGCAACCACUGCAAGGACCGCAACAAGACCAAAGUGCCAAAAGAACCCAAGGAGAAGAACGCCAAGGAAAAGACUAAGAAGAAAAAGAAGAAGAAGAAGAAGGGCAGCGAGAACGUAGCGUUUGAUGACCCCGACAACAUCCCACCAUACGGGGAUGACAUGACAGUACGAAAGCAGCCAGAGGGGAACCCCAAACCGGACAUCAUCGAGAGGGAGAACCCGUACCUGAUCUACGACGAGACAGACAUUCCCCACAACAACGAGACCAUCCCCAGCGCUCCCUGUGCUCCCUGCAACGGCCCAGAGGCCGAUAUCGAACACUACGACAUCGACAACGCCAGCAGCAUCGCCCCCUCCGAUGCGGACAUCAUUCAACACUACAAGCAGUUCCGCAGCCACACGCCCAAGUUCUCCAUCCAGAGACACAGCCCUCUGGGCUUCGCCCGGCAGUCGCCCUUACCGCUGGGAGCCACCAGCUACACCUACCAGCCUCAGUACACACAAGCACUGAGGUCCACGCCCCUCAGCCACUCCCACUCCGCCUGCCCCACCCCGAACCACCUCUCCCGACACUCGCCAGCGCCUUUCAACAAGCCGUCCUCCUUCUACAGAAACACGCCCACCAGGGAGCUCAACCUGGCUCGCCGUGAGGGCAGUCCUCUGGACCUGCACAGCGACAUGUGCCAACCGCCGCCCAUGUUCAACUACGCCACCCGGCUGGGGCGGCGCAGCAAGAGCCCGCAGACCAUGGCGAGCCACGGCCACGCCUCCAGGCCGGGCAGCCGGCUGAAGCAGCCCAUCGAGCAGAUUCCCCUGGAGACGGGGCCCCCCGUGGGGCUCUCCAUCGAGGAGGUGGAGCGACUCAAUACUCCUCGCCCACGCAACCCCAGCAUCUGCAGCGCCGACCACGGGCGCUCCAGUUCAGAGGAGGACUGCCGCAGGCCCCUGUCAAGGGUUCGAAACCCCGCCGACGGCAUCCCCGCCCCAGAGUCCUCAUCAGAAAGUGACUCGCACGACUCCUUCACCUGCUCGGAGAUGGAGUACGAUCGGGAGAAGCCCGUGUCUUACAGCUCCCGGGUGCCCAAGCUCUCGCAGGUCAACGAGUCGGACGCGGACGACGAAGACUACGGCGGGAGGCUGAAGCAGAGGCGGUACUCGAGCCGGCGGGCAGAAGGAGGGCCGGGCGUCGCCCAGAUGCCGUCCGCCGAGCAGCACUACACCCUGCCCCACAAACUGGGUCAGCAAGCCGGGGGCUUCAACUGGGACAAUCUGUUGAACUGGGGUCCCGGUUUUGGACAAUAUGUGGACGUGUUCAAGGACUUGGCCUUGCUGCCUGAGAACGCGGCGGCAAAAGACAUUGAAAUGAACAGUGGGGACGGCUCAGUGACCAUCCUGAACGAGGGGGAGGCUGAGCAGUAUGUAUGAGACUAUUUAUUACAGUGAUGUAAAAUAUGGUGGUGUUCUCCAGUUCUAAAAAGAGAAAAACAAAGACUGUAUAUUUCAAGACAGCAUUGGAAAUCUUUUUUCUUUUUUUUUUUUUUUUCAAGACGACUUUCAAUGCAGUAAGGCAGGAAACUGAGACCUGCACCGUGACUGUGUCCCCGAUCAGCCGCCGUGGAAGAGCUCACCGGUCCGCUCUAUCACUGUACAGCCAUGCAUUCAUCCCUCUGAGGCGCACUACAGCGAAUCCGUGGCACCAAAUGGCUCAGAAAAAGAAACAAAUGGCUGAAUUUCAUUUAGUGACGGCGAUGCUACAUUGGUGUUAUCUUGAUCAAACAUAUCUGUGCUUUAUUAGUCUGUUGCCGCUCCUUUCCUGAAACUUCUGUCACAUUCACUGCCGAGAGAUAAGACGUUAGAUCCUAUCAACAAUCGCAAAAAGAAAAUUCCAGAGGGCCGUAGAGUGAAAGAAAACUCGCCGUCUCUUGUCUUUUCGGGCUCCAUUUUUAAUUGUCUUAAGAGGAAGCAUGUGUGUGUGAUGUGACUGCAGCGGACUCGCUCUGCGCCGCCUGGCCCUGCCUUACAGACAUUUGAGGAUAUCAGUACUGCAGAACGCCGUUCUGUUUUCCUCUCCUCGGGAGGACGAGAGGCUCUUCAGACCAGCCGUUUCUUUUGUUUUCUUCAGGCAGCGACGGUAAAACUAUGAAUCCUGGAAGCACCACCGCGACUAAAACACUAUGAACUUGUGUACAUUUUGUUAAUUCAUGGGAAUUCAUGAAGUCACUCGUCACGUUGUUGUGUCCUUGUUCUUUAUUUUGACGUGUAUGGUUUCUACAUUUUUGUACUGUUUAUUAACUUAAAUUACUUAAGCUGUGUUUUUAUGGAUAUUUUCAUAUGCUGAAAUGUUUGCUCUUGCUUUCGGGGAAAGUAAGAUUGAAGACUUAUUUUUUACAUUUGUUACAUAAGUAACAUCAGUAUUUUCCACUUUUUAUAAAACUAUAACAUGCUGUAUGCUUUGUACCUGUAAAAAGCC